CUGAUAAUACUAAAUAUAUAAUUGAUGGAAAGACAAUUACUAUACCAGAUGCUGAUCCCAAUGGAUCCGGAGUUUUCCAGUGUUACAUAUCCAAUGCUUAUGGAAUAUACAUAGACCAGGCUACCUACAAGGUUACUUAUGUUGUACCAGAUGUGACAAAAGAUCCAACUGAUGUCCGUGUGGUAGAAGGAAUGGAUGCUAGCUUCAUUUGCGAGUUCGUUGGUAAACCAAAUCCAGCAGUCACGUGGAAAUAUAAAACAAACACGGUAUGUGACUAAACAAAUUUAAUAUAG
This is a messenger RNA of Anneissia japonica, 293 nucleotides long. RefSeq names its product protein sidekick-1-like. The transcript has 2 exons. The record is from RefSeq and is a predicted model, not a curated record. The annotation marks the transcript as partial. Lineage: Eukaryota; Metazoa; Echinodermata; Crinoidea; Comatulida; Comatulidae.